Condylura cristata (star-nosed mole) is the source of this 762-nucleotide messenger RNA. RefSeq names its product chromosome unknown open reading frame, human C21orf140 (gene CUNH21orf140). Bases 1 to 762 code for a protein of 253 amino acids. The record is from RefSeq and is a predicted model, not a curated record. The transcript has a single exon. NCBI's taxonomy places the organism in Eukaryota, Metazoa, Chordata, Mammalia, Eulipotyphla, Talpidae.
AUGCUUCACUUUGCGAACCCCCUUUUACGAAACAUCGUCACCAGAAGUCCAUUUGAUGGUGUCAAGAGGAAGCAAUGUCUCCAAUACUUGAAAACCCUGAGAACACUGCAAUAUGAUGGGUUCAAGACUGUGUAUUUUGGGGAAACUGAUAUCCCGGAAAGUCUUGUAACUGGGGGAGAUUUUAGCGACAGCUACUUCAUACAAAUGCCAACAUGGUGUCUUGUGCACGCCGGUGGCUGUCAUGGGUGGGUCCCUUGGAAGUACCGGCUGUUCCUACGAGAUGAGUUGUGCAACAAACAAGAAGACAAUCUCUUCUUUGAGUUCUGUAAUGUGACGAAGAAGACCUACGGCAAGUGUGCCAUUGUGGUCAAAGAGAGAAUGAGGCCAGAGGAGGUGAAACUGAAGGAGGACGCGGGGCCCGAGGCCGAGGCCCAGGCGCUUGUCACGCCCGUCAUUAACCUAACGAGCAUCAUGUGCUGCCCCAAGGUGGCCAAGGCCUGUGGCCAUGAGCUGCUCUGUCUGCCGUCUCCUUACAACUAUCUGAGCCCUUUAGACUCCGCCUGGUCUUCUCUGAAGUGGUUUAUCAUCAACAACAGAAGGGAGUUUUCUUUGCAGUCCUCCGACAAUGUCUGUUCUUACCAGUACAUACUUCUCAGUGACUUGCUUCGCAAAGGGAUUGAAAGGAUAAAUGCAAACAAAUGGAAAGUACUCACGAACAAGGUGCGGAGAUGGGAAAACUACUAUUUCGGGAAAUUUUCAUAA